Rhincodon typus (whale shark) is the source of this 597-nucleotide messenger RNA. RefSeq names its product calcium channel, voltage-dependent, gamma subunit 5b (gene cacng5b). Lineage: Eukaryota; Metazoa; Chordata; Chondrichthyes; Orectolobiformes; Rhincodontidae. Gene Ontology annotation, biological process: neurotransmitter receptor transport, postsynaptic endosome to lysosome; postsynaptic neurotransmitter receptor diffusion trapping; positive regulation of synaptic transmission, glutamatergic. The transcript has 4 exons. The record is from RefSeq and is a predicted model, not a curated record. Gene Ontology annotation, molecular function: voltage-gated calcium channel activity; channel regulator activity. Gene Ontology annotation, cellular component: postsynaptic density membrane; AMPA glutamate receptor complex. Bases 1 to 597 code for a protein of 198 amino acids.
AUGUUGUGUGGAAUGACCUCCUGUGGGCGGAAGGCCUUAACGCUCCUGAGCAGCGUGUUCGCUGUGUGUGGCCUGGGUCUGCUCGGGGUGGCUGUUAGCACUGAUUACUGGUUAUACCUGGAAGAAGGGACCAUCUCCCCUCAAAACAUGUCAGCCGAAGUCAAGGUAUCGCUGCACGCCGGCCUCUGGAGAGUUUGUUUUCUGGCAGGAACAGAGCGUGGGCACUGCUUCACCAUUGAGUAUGUGAUGCCAAUGAAUGUGCAGCUGACCUCAGAAUCCACAGUCAGUGUUUUAAAAAUGAUCCGAUCAUCAACCCCUUUCCCACUGGUCAGCCUGUUUUUCAUGUUCAUUGGUUUUGUGUUGAACAACAUUGGCCAUAUUCGACCUCACCGGACAAUCUUAGCAUUUGUGUCAGGAAUCUUCUUCAUUCUUUCAGGUUUGUCUCUGGUUGUUGGACUUGUCCUGUACAUAUCCAGCAUCAAUGAUGAGAUGUUAAACAGAACGCCAGACUCCGAGAGCUAUUUCCACUACAAGUAUGGUUGGUCUUUUGCCUUUUCUGCCAUCUCCUUCUUGCUAACCGAGGUAAUUACCAGUUAA